Moneuplotes crassus is the source of this 774-nucleotide messenger RNA. Lineage: Eukaryota; Ciliophora; Spirotrichea; Euplotida; Euplotidae. The record is from the annotation of a GenBank genome assembly.
CAGGGAUGACAAUUUUUAAAUAUAGUAUCAAAAAUGGAUAAAAAGACACUUGAGCUCACCAUGUUGGAGAAGGGUGACAAAAUUGACCACAAGAACCUCCUGGAGUGUGUAGACUAUCAUAUUAAAGAAGCCUUGAAGCAAGGGAAUGACUUUAGUAUUGUUAGUUCCUGCUUCACCAUGAUAUGAAACUUAGUAUUUGAGAACUGCUUUCAGAAGAAGUCUUUGGAGCUCUCGAAAGUUCAUCGAUUAGUGCUCCAUCAAACCAAAAAUCAGAAAAUGUUCAAAAAGGCUUUAGAAAAUCCUUUUGUCAAAGAAAUAUCUGAGUGUAUCUUUGUGUUUAAUUCUGCUAAUACUUUCAAAAGGCAUUUGUCGGUGAGGAAGAUUAAUAACUAUCUCCCACGUGUCACUACAAGCUUAAGAAUAGAUCAUCUCAACAUUUCUUCAAGCCAGUUGAGGAAGAUCCUCCAAGUUGGAAGGCAUAUUAAAGAUAUUGUCUUUGGUCUUUGAAAAAUAAAAUUUACGUCAUUCGAGUUAAGUAACUCUCUUCACUACUCCACCACCUCUCUUGCGAUACUCCCUGUACGCGAUCCAAUCAUAGAGUUCUGGAGAAGGAAUUUAGCCAACGUUCACCUACUUCUAAAAGCCAUAUCAGAAACCAAUAUGAAGAUAUCCUUGAAGGAAUUCCAGCUUGGUGUUCCUGAUGCCAAAGAAAAAACAGAGAAAUAUGUUAAAGAUCUCGAAAUGGGUGAUUUAAAAUUGAUUUUUCAUAAUUAG